Nematostella vectensis (starlet sea anemone) is the source of this 742-nucleotide messenger RNA. Its product is annotated as oxidoreductase-like domain-containing protein 1. The record is from RefSeq and is a predicted model, not a curated record. Gene Ontology annotation, cellular component: mitochondrion. The transcript is spliced from 3 exons. Bases 149 to 628 code for a protein of 159 amino acids. Lineage: Eukaryota; Metazoa; Cnidaria; Anthozoa; Actiniaria; Edwardsiidae.
UGUACGGCGGAGAAGGAAUAAUAAGCCUGGUCAUCACAGGGAGCCCGUCAAUGUGUUACCAGUAACAAAAAUGGCCGGCUUGCGAAGUAGAAGAAAUUUAGCACUUUUUGGCAUUGUUCGGGUUAAAAGCUGACAAUUUAUUGGGCUAAUGUCGGUGCAUAUGUAUUUAAGAAAAUCUCUGCGCUGCUGUAAGAUAUUGACAUCAAGUACCAACAGGUAUCUUGGCCGUGAUGAAGUAAUGCCGGGUUUCCAACAAUUAGGGAGAUUGUACACUGCUGCUGUCCUAGGAAGAUCUGGUCACGAACAAACCCCACCCAAUUCCCAAAAUGAGGAUCCUCUUACCACCUCCCCCCAAGGAGUAGAACCCUCCCCACCCUUAAAUACACAGGCCUCCGUCCCCACUUCUUCUAAAGAACAGCCUCCCCCCUCCCCUCCUCCGGCCGGCUUGUGUUGUAUGAGUGGUUGUCAAAAUUGUGUAUGGCUGCAGUAUGUUGACGAUAUUCUGCAAUAUUACAAAGAGAACAAAGCCAAGGGCAAAGAGAACACAGUCAAGGUCAAAGACAUUCUGCAGGAAAUACCAGAUGAAUCAGUGAGAACUUUUGUUAAGCUCGAAUUGGGAAUCAAAUAAUAUGUUAUGAAAAUUCCCAGGUUUAUUUUAUAACCUUGUAAAUAAACUUUUAAGACACUAUUAUUUAUAUGAAAUCACACAUUGGUCAAUAAAGCUACAAACGACAAAUAUUUA